Molecule: messenger RNA, 2169 nt
Organism: Periconia digitata
Lineage: Eukaryota; Fungi; Ascomycota; Dothideomycetes; Pleosporales; Periconiaceae
Source: the annotation of a GenBank genome assembly
AUGAGAUCGAACGAUACUUACAAACGCUCUGCGGAGCCCAUCGCCGUCAUUGGAACCGGGUGCAAAUUUCCCGGUCAUGUCGACUCACCCUCAUCUCUGUGGACAUUACUUCGCGAUCCGUAUGAUGUUUUGGAGGAGAUACCCCCCAGUCGAUUCAAUACAAAAGGAUACUACCAUCAAGACUCUCAAUACCCAGGCCAUGCAAACGUCCGACAUUCUUAUGUACUUUCGCAGGAUAUCAGCCAAUUCGAUGCAGCUUUCUUUAAUAUCAAGGCUGAGGAGGCUGAUGCAAUGGAUCCUCAGCAUAGGAUCUUACUUGAGACGGUCUACGAAGGUCUCGAGUCAGCUGGACUGACUAUUACUGCCCUCAAAGGCUCCGACACUGGUGUUUUUGUGGGAAUGAUGUUUGCAGACUACGAAGCUCUGCAGUAUCGUGAUCUAAAACACCUCAACACUUACCACGGGACUGGUAAUGCACGGAGCAUUGCAUCUAACCGUGUAUCUUACUUUUUCGAUUGGCACGGACCGUCUUUUACGGUUGACACAGCCUGUUCUUCUAGUCUAGUUGCUCUGCAUCAAGCAACCCACGCGCUGCGCUCCGGAGAGUCUAGCGUAGCUAUCGUCGCCGGUACGAAUUUGCUGCUAGGACCAGAGAACUAUGUAUCUGAGACCAAGCUUCGCAUGCUCUCACCAGAAGGUCGUUCACGAAUGUGGGACGCCGAUGCCAACGGCUAUGCACGAGGCGAAGGCGUCGGUGUUGUUGUUCUCAAGACACUGAGCGAAGCCGUCGCUGCGGGCGAUCACAUCCAAUGUCUUAUCAGGGAGACUGGUGUUAAUCAAGACGGCCGCAGUCAGGGAAUAACUAUGCCGAGAGCAAGCGCUCAGGCGGCAUUGAUCCGAGACGUGUAUGCAAGGGCGGGCCUCGACAUCACUUCGAGAGAGGACAGAUGCCAGUAUUUCGAGGCUCACGGUACGGGCACGCCGGCGGGAGAUCCCGUAGAGGCAGAAGCCAUCCAUACGGCCUUUUUCGGCGAGAGCCAGCCCGACUGCUACCCGGACAAUGGUGUCAAGGAUCCACUAUACGUCGGUUCGAUAAAAACAGUCAUCGGCCACACAGAGAGCACAGCAGGUAUUGCCGGUCUUCUCAAAGUGGCACUCGCCAUGGAACAUGGUUUUAUCCCGCCAAACAUGCUGCUGAACCGGCUCAACCCAGCCGUUGUACCAUUUUAUGAAGGUAUGAACAUACCUCAACAACUCACACCGUGGCCAAGAGUGAAAAGGGGACAGCCGCGUCGGGCAAGUCUCAACAGUUUCGGUUUUGGAGGAACCAAUGCACAUGUGAUCGUGGAGAGCUUCCAGCCGCCUCAGAGAGGCGCAAACAGCGAGGGACAUGAAAUGACCCGGCCGUUUGUCUUCUCAGCGGCAUCGAAGCAAUCUCUUCUUGCCAAUUUAAGCUCGCUAGCUGCGCACCUAGAGGUGCAUCCUGAUAUAGACGCCGGCGACCUGGCCUUCACUUUAAGGAGUAGACGGUCUGUCUUGCCGCAUCGCAUUGCCUUAACGGCGGCGUCGAUCUCACAAUUGCAGUUGAAGUUGCAGGAGCCCGGUAUAGAGUUGCUGAAGGAAACUCGUCUGCGGCGAGGACCAGGAGUUAAAAGUGAAUCGCAGCCGCGUCUUCUGGGUGUCUUUACAGGUCAAGGCGCGCAGUGGCCUCGCAUGGGGGCCGAGCUAAUUGAGCAGUCUCCCUUGGCAUCCAGCGUACUGGAGGAUCUAGACGCGUGUUUAGCCGCAUUGCCACCGCCUGACAGGCCGUCGUGGACCUUAAGGGAUGAACUUCUGGCGGCAGCUUCAAAGAGCAGGCUGGCCGAAGCGAGUAUCGCUCAGCCAGUGUGUACUGCCGUGCAGAUUAUUCUCGUACAUCUUCUUCGCAACGCUGGCGUUUCAUUCACCGCUGUCGUCGGGCAUUCAUCGGGCGAGAUCGCAGCUGCUUUCGCUGCGGGCUUGCUCACUGCGCACGACUCCAUUAAGAUUGCCUACUAUCGUGGUAUCUACACGAAGUUGUGCCCUACCGGCGCCAUGCUGGCUGUGGGCACGACUGGGGAGGACGCACUCGAGGUGUGCCAGCUUGAGGACUCCGAGACCGAGUUGGCGUAGCUGCCUUCAAUUCUCCGC